CGUUCGCGAAUUCGUUCGCGCACUGCGUUGGAGAACCAUGGCGGUGAAACAAAUGACAUGGUUGGGCAUCUAAAUUACACAGAGCAGAAGAACCGGCGCCCGUGGACAGUGAGAUAUCCGUGGAGAUGAGCGGGGGAUUCGAUACAAUGUAUCAGAGUGACUCCGAAGGGGUCGUGCCAUUGUCCGAUUGAGGAUACAGUACCACGGACCUAAAAUACAGAUUUAACGUAGAACACUUUGAAAGUCAUUGAAAAUGAUCAAAGCAGAGAGCAAGGGCGAACGCACCCUGCGGAGCGCGUCCCCGCACAGAAAUGCGUACAAGUCGGACUUCCACGCCAUUAAGUGCUCUUUUGAUGGGACCAAAUCCGACAGCGAGGCCAAAUCUUAUGCUAAUGGAGCCAGCGACCCCCGGGAGGACACCAGAGGGAGGCCGUUUGGCAACCGGGUGAACAAAAUAAAGAACAUUUUCCUACAGAUGGACGGCCAGCAACCGCCGGAGAGCCAGGAACCAGCUCACAAUACAGAUGCACCUUCUCCUGUAUCCCCGGUGUCCAAGUUCCCAGUCAGCGCUCACAAAACCUGCAUCAGUAGCGCCAACAACCAAGAACCCCAAAGCGCGGACAGAACUCUAAAGGGAGAGGAAGUCGAGAUCGAUAAAGUCACCCUGGCGGAAAAAUUUUCAGUUACCAGGAAACUCUUUGAGAGAGGCGUGGUGGAGGAGCAGCGUGGCGGAGGGGAGAGGAGUUUUGUUUGUUGGGGCCGGAGGUGUUUUUUGUCUUUUGUGAAUUUCAGCAAUAGUGUCAUCAAAAGCCCGACGUCACCCAGUGCCCCAGAGGAUUUUGAGGACUCAAAACAGGUCAAUAGACUAUCACUUAACGCCGGGCCUCUUUCAAGGCGGCUGGAGAAUUUCAUUGUGGAUGGCGACAAAGACGAGUCAGUGCAAGCUUCUGCUAAAAGUCCUGAGAAACUGAGCAGCCCCACCGAGCGCUCGCUGCCAUCACCUCUACGAGGGAGUUCCCAGAAACCCACCUCCCCUGGUACCGAUCCAGCUCACAAACCCACAUCCCCAAACUCUGACACGUCAUCCAAACCUUUCUCACCUGAAACAGAUUCUCACAGCCCUCCAUUCAAGUCCAUCAGUCCGAUUUCAUAUAAACCGACCUCUCCCACCAGCAGGAGCACCGGCGAGCCUCUUUCACCCUCUGCUCAAAGCCCGUUUAAACAUCCUCCGUCAUCAGGAAAUGUCUCGGUGAAAGAACCCAUGACAAAUGAACCAACCCAACUUAGUAGUACUCCUGCGAGAGAACUCAAAUCUUCAGCAGGUAGCCCAUAUAAACGGCCUCUGAGUCCCAAGGAGCCAAAAAGUGAAAACCACAUAAUCCGCAGUCCAUCUAGGGACAUCUCUCGUGAGCAGGCCCCACAAUGUCUGGACCCCGCUGGUGCAGGAGUGGUACGGGCCGAGCUGGUAGUGGUCCAGAACGAGUCUUCAGAAAGCGAGGAGAGUGAUGAAGAGUUUUUGGAGGAUGUUAUGACAGAGGUGAAGCUACAAAGGGAACUUAAAUCUGAGGCACAGAUAGAAGAUGUUGCUGACUCUCUGAAGGUGCUAUCACCUCAAAACCAUUCAGAGGACAAACAGCUGGAGAAGGAUGGGUACUUAUCAGCAGAGCUGGAGAAAGAGAAACCAAAUCAAGAGGAUGAAGAAGAGGAGGAGGAGGAGAUCAUACAAAAGAGGAAUAGCUGUCACGAAGAUGAUGAUGAGGAGAGCGAGCCGGAAGGUCCAGAUGAAUGCGGGAAAACUUCUCCAGUGUUUUAUAGUUUUGAGAACGCAGCGUUUGUGGAUGAUAAGGAACUGGUCCAGGACCAGCAGGUUGAUGAGGAUGAGGAUGAGGAUGAAACUGAGGUGUAUGAGGAGUAUGAUGAAGUUCCUGGUUUGUCUGAGGAUGAAGAACGACCUCCAAGAAGGAAAAUCAGAUUCUCCACUGAGGCGAUACGGGUGUACAGCACGUUCUCUAAUGAAGAGUACGACCGGAGGAACGAUGAUGUGGAUCCUGUGGCGGCGUCUGCCGAGUACGAGCUGGAGAAACGGGUGGAGAAGAUGGACGUGUUUCCCGUGGAGAUCGAGAAAGGUGAUAAAGGGCUGGGGAUCAGUAUUAUAGGGAUGGGUGUUGGGGCAGACCAGGGUCUGGAGAAACUGGGCAUCUUCGUCAAGACUAUCAUGCAGGACGGAGCUGCAGCGAGAGAUGGGAGGAUCCAGGUGAAUGAUCAGAUCGUGGAGGUGGAUAGCAUCAGUCUGGUUGGUGUGACACAACUCUUUGCUGCGACCGUCCUCAAGAACACGAAGGGAACUGUCAGGUUUCUGAUUGGCCGAGAGAAGCCAGGUACUCAGAGUGAGGUGGCCCGACUGAUCAGUGAGACCCUGGAGCAGGAACGGCAGCAGCAGGUGGACGACACAUACGAGCAGUCCACUGAAGAGGACGAGCACUACGAGGAUGAGGAGGAAGGUGGGGAAGAUGGCAUCCUCGAUUCGAGUUUCGGCAGGAGGAAUGUGGAAGUGUUCGAUCUGCCCGAGAGUGAGGAAAUGUUCCUGCCGUCAAACAUGGACGCCGCUCAACUGACGUUCAGAUUUAAAGAGCUCCAGAUAAAACACACUAUUGCAGAAGCCGAAGUAGAUGAACUGAAAGAGAGAUUGAGAGAGUCGUGCGAGGAGCGUGUGGCGUGGGAGGAGAGGGAAGCUCAGUUAGAGAGGAGCGUUCAGGAGAACUCGGAGAGGAUCGCUCAGAUGGAGAAGAACUGGCUGGAGGCUCAGGCUCUCUGUAAGAGCAUCAACGAACAGCUCAGUGACACGCAGAGCCGAUAUGAAGCUCUGGAUAUAAAAUACAGCAAAGCCAAGAAACUGCUCAAGGACUAUCAGCAGAAAGAGGCAGAGUAUGAGCAGAGGGAGGAGGACUUAAGGAGAACUCUGGAAGAGAGAGAGGCUAAAUAUAAAAUUCAGAUAGAGGAUCUGCAGCGCAGGCUGGCCAAGCUUGAAUCUGGUCAUCGUGAGUCUACACUGUCAGGCAGUAAGUCUGCAGAUUCAAUUCUGCUGGGAGCGGACUGGAGUGAGGUGGUUCCUGAGACGGAGCGUUUGGACACCAGCGCCCAUCGUGCAAAGGCCCAGCUGGCCCAGAGGUCCAAACGGCAGCCGCCGUCCCGCAGUAAACUCAAAGAGACGCUCAGCUCGCCAGCAAGAAGCCCACAGGGUGAUGCUGAGAGUCAGUCUGUGAGUCCCGAGUCUCCACCGCCUCGUAGGAGAUCGUUCCAGGAGAGUGUGUCCCUGCCGGUCACCAUAUCUUCCCCUGCUAACCACCCGAAGGAUGAAGGUUCUAUUACGAGCAGCAGCCAAUCAGUGCAGAGGGAUCCUCAAGACCCCGCCCUCUCCUCCCCUAAAGACUCCUCCCCCUCCGGCUUCCUACGGAAUGUAAAGAAGAGAGAGUCCAAAGGCAAGGGCAAAGAGGUCAAAGAAGAGUCUAAUGAUGCGGCUGGAAAAGCCAAAAGAAGAUUCCCCGAUUUUGGUGGUUUAAGGAAAUCAGGAGGAAAAGGGAAGAAACUAAGCAAAGACGCUACGAGGGCAUCACUGGACAGCAGGGGUUCAGCGGAGUUACUGGAGGAGUCAGGGGCCCGAGUCUCCCCUUCAGAGUCCAUGACCUCCGUCCCCACCUGCAUGCCCUUCUCCUGGUUUGGAGAGAAAGACAAAGAGCGCGACAGAGAUCCGUCGUCCUCGUCCAGCAGUCUCCCACACACCACUGCAGACGCCAGCGAACACAGCCACAGCUCCAAAAACAAGACAAACCUCUCCUGGUCUUCUCUGUUCAGUCGCUCCUUAGAUUUGAGUUUGUCAGUGCUAGAUGAUUCAAACCCCAGCAGUCCUGCUACCGAUUUAUCUGGGCUGGUGGUGGAGCCCAACCUGUUGGGCCGCUCUCAUACAUUAACCUUCUCCUCCAGCGAGAUGCUGGAUGAGGAGCCUUGUUCUGGAGGGAAGGAGUAUCACUGGCAGAACCGUCCCGUCUCUGAUUGGACGUCCCAGCAGGUGUGUCAUUGGCUGAUGGGUAUGAACAUGGAUCAGUACACACCUGAGUUUAGCACACAGGCCAUCGAUGGACAGCAGCUCCUCAACCUGGACAGUGACAGACUCAAGGCUCUGGGUGUUUCCAGUCAGAAUGACCGAGUCACAAUCAAGAAGAAGAUGAUGGAGGUGAUGAAGGAAGAAGAGGAGAUGGUGGAGAAAGAGGGGGAAGAGUGUGAGAGAGGGGAGAGGCGCAGCGGACGGCUGCCAGCCAGCACUGACUCUGUGUGCUGAUGAUGCUUUUCACCUUAUUUCUCCACACACUCCACCUCUCCGACACGUAUGAGCCAUUCUACCAAUGAAUUUAGUCAGUAACUGGUUAAUAACAGUCAGGCGGUCAUCCUGAAACACUAAUGAAGCUGCUUACAAGACCACAUUUUAACUCUCUUCAGUUCAGCACAAAUAUGAGCAGAAUGUACGUUCAUCUACAGGGAGUGAAUUUGAUAAGAAAAGUGUUUACAGACUGCACCCACCUUUGGGUUUUUUAAAUCACUAUUUUGUCAUUCUUUCAGUAAAAUAUCUCAACAUCCCUAAAACAAGAUAAAUGUACUUGCAUCAGAAGAGAUAAAUGACACAUUCAGAUCGAUACGGACAGAUCAGAGAAUGUAAAAAGAUUUGGUUAAAUGUUGUUGCUGUUGUUUUUGCCGCAAGCUUAAAUUCCCAGUGAACAAACUGCGUUUAAUUCAAGAUACAGCUUCAGAAACAAAUCUGUAUCUUUGCUUCUCAAGUAAUUGUGUCUUAAGGACAUUUUUACUGGAAAACAAGACAAAAUACUAAUUUAGAAAAUGAUUUUUCCAGUGUUCGGAGUAAUAAGUGAGAGUUUUUUUAUUUUUUUUAUUUUAGACUAGCUUGAUAGUGGCUGUCCAAUUUAUAGCAGACCAAAACUUUUAUUAGUUUUAAUUGUAUUUUAUGAUACCACUGUAGGGGCUAUUAAAUAAAACAAACUUGCCAAGGGAUAUAUAAAUAUUUAGAUGGCUAUUUUACAACUUAUAACAACAGCGAAUAGUGCUUUUAAAAAGAUUUCUUCUUGUAUUUUCGGAGUACUUCUGGCCUGUGGUGCGAAACGGGUCAUUCUGCUGGAUCCUUGUACAGUCGAGUGAUAUUAACUGAGCACUAUAUUUUUACUGAAACAAAGGGGAACAUGGUUUAUAAAUGUACAAAUGAGAUAUUUUAUACACAACUAUUAGCAUAGCUUUAAGGAGGAGACAUUAACGUUUGUACACAUUUUCUACUAAGUAGAAUAGCUUGUUGGUCAAAACCAUUUUGCUAAUUCUGAAGAGCAGAGUGAAACUCAAAGUGAAAGGUGUUUGUACAUCUCGUUAGUUGUUUUUAUUUGGACGGUUACUGCUUUUAUAUUCUGGAUAUGGUUACAAAAAAUACACAGUUGUUACAAAAUGUAGCGUAGUUUUAUUUGUGGCCAUGGCCCAGAUUGUAUCAGAGGGUGUAAUGAAUUUAAGUCUUGAUUAUCUUCUGAUUGUAAGCGUCGUUUUUUUUAAAGAGACGCCACCUGUGCUCAUGUCAUCCUGAUUCUGUGUCCUGUGCUUAUAUUUUUCUAUCUUGUGAAAUAGAUGAUUUUGAACAGACAAAAAUCAAGCUUUCUAUCUGGUACAAAUAAAUGCUUUCACCUCUUGUAAAAGAAAAAAAACGGUGUGUUUUCAUUCCAAAAUGCAGCUCCCUUCACAGCAGAACUCAUUUCAAAUGGUAAAACUGGAGAAAGUCUGUUUAGUCACCUAUUAAAAAGCAGAAGAUUCAGAUCUGUGCUUUUGAAGCACUGCUUGGUGAAGCUUCGAAACCUUUGCGAAUCAUUUGAUUCAAGCCUUUCGAAAGAGUGAAUCAUUUUGCGAAUUUGAUUCAAAGUUUCGAAAAUGUUCUUUUCUCCCGUCACUACUGUACACUAAUGUUUAAAUAUCACUGCACUGGAAAACAUGGUCCAACCCCCCC
Messenger RNA from Cyprinus carpio (common carp), 6043 nucleotides. Its product is annotated as neurabin-1-like. Gene Ontology annotation, biological process: actin filament organization; neuron projection development; calcium-mediated signaling. Gene Ontology annotation, cellular component: cytoplasm; actin cytoskeleton; postsynaptic density. The record is from RefSeq and is a predicted model, not a curated record. NCBI's taxonomy places the organism in Eukaryota, Metazoa, Chordata, Actinopteri, Cypriniformes, Cyprinidae. Gene Ontology annotation, molecular function: actin filament binding.